Molecule: messenger RNA, 2023 nt
Organism: Fusarium redolens
Lineage: Eukaryota; Fungi; Ascomycota; Sordariomycetes; Hypocreales; Nectriaceae
Exons: 3
Coding region: 260-1741 (493 amino acids)
Biological process (GO): signal transduction
Molecular function (GO): protein binding
Source: RefSeq, a predicted model, not a curated record
CCUGACGUCUCCCACCUCGUACUCCUGAGCAUUGCUUCUCUUUUUAUGACGUUCCGAUCACGAUUUGAAUGAAAGACUUACAAGCAUUCGACCGACUGUCCUUCGCCAACGCUCGUCCUCUCUCUUUCUAUCUUACGGUGCCCGAUCAAGCGCAUCUGUCUGUUUGUGGCAUCACCACCACCACCACGGUCGCCUGAAUUAGUCUUUCGUCUCAGCCCCCGCCUCCGUUGUUGGCGACUGUUCUUUCAUAAUCGUCAGAAUGAUGAGCUUCGAUGGUGGCACAGCUUACGCCGAGUCCGACGCCGACGACGAAUACGAGCGAAGCAUGGGCGACCACUCUCCUAUCACCAACUCUGAGGCUUCCCCCAUAGACUCCGAGCUCUCGACCUCUGCAGAGCAUACUCCUACUACAUACGGCCACCGCAGCAGCGCCGACCGUCUCCCAGAAACCAUCAUCACCGAAUGGACCGUUGAGGAAUGUGCUGAUUUCAUUGGCACCAUUGGUCUUCAACAGUAUGCCGAUCGCUUUAUAGAAAACGAGAUUGUUGGCGAGGCCCUGGUAGCGUUACAACAUGAUGAUCUCAAGAGCAUGGGCAUUGCUAGUGUGGGACAUCGCCUAACGAUCCUCAAAAGCGUCUAUGAUGUCAAAAAGGCUCAAGAUGUCCCCAUUGAGAGCGACCAUUACCUCCCCCUAUCCGCCGACGCCGAAGCGCAAUAUGCUACCGCAACUAUCAAGGACAUCAAACAUCUUGUCGAACAAUUCCGUCUCCGCGAUGAACGCAUGAACCUACUCGAACAGGAUCUGCGACGAAUGACAGAAGAUUUCAGACGAUUGCGAGAGGAUAUGCUCCCGGCCUUGCGCUUGGUCAAGGAUGCGCAGCAGCCUUUGCCCAAUCUGAGUGGUAACAGCCAGCAGGCCUAUGGCUACGAAACAACCAUAUCGCCCCCCGCACCAACACCACCCCCGGGCUCGAGUCAAUCUGGAAGCUCUGUCAAGCGACAAUAUUCGACCCGCAAGAUUCUCAUCGGAGCUACACCAAAGAAUGCAUCACCCACUCAAUCCACGCACGAGAGGUCAAUAGCGGAGACUGCGUUGGAUCCCGCAAGUGCUGCAGAGCGAGCCGUCCUAUCGUCUUCCCAUCUUGCAGCUAUGAACGGAGGUGGUCAGGGCUCUUCCUCCCCUUCGUAUCCCUCACCCAACAUUCCCUCCCCGACAUCUCCUCAGACCCACAUGUCCGCUACGACCCUCGCCUCUCGAUCCUACCGUAGUGAAGCACCGACACCCUCCACACGAACCACUUUCAACGAUGAAGGUCACGCCAAUGCAGUCUAUACCUCCCGCGAAAAGGCACCGCAAGGGCCGCCCCGCCGACGAGAAACCCCUGUACCUGAUACACCCAGUCAGAGCAACGCUUCAGUCGAGAUCUUCAAAUCGUUCCGUGUCAGUAUGGAGGACCCCUGCUACAAGGUUCUUCCUGCUGCGCUGAAAAAGUACCAGAUCAACGCUCCAUGGGACCAGUAUGCUCUCUAUAUUGUGUACGGCGAUCAGGAACGUUGUCUAGGUCUCGAGGAGAAGCCAUUGAUUCUGUUUAAGCAACUGGAUAAGGAAGGCAAGAAACCCAUGUUUAUGCUACGAAAGACAACAACAGCACCUUUAGAUGGAGAGCCAGGAAGCGCAGGGCUGGGCAGCACCUCGAGAGGGGCGCCAACAGGCUACGAUCCCCCAGGAGGAAUCAUCUAAACUCUACUCGGAAUGGGUGCCUCAUGGUGGAGGUUCCCAACAAUCCAAACGCAGAGUAUCGGACGGCGCCUACCGAAACCCGAGCCCAUUCGAGUGGUGAGCACGAGACGCAUGCUGUACGUCUGACAUGCAGAGUCGGCACUAACCACCAGGUCUAGAUGCGUUUCUUGGAAGUGGGACAAGGCAAGAGUCGGCAAACCUGUCGAGGUGGCCUGCAUGACGUUUGGUGAUGUUUGUUUCAGUGGGUCAGCGUUUCUGAGCUGAGGUGGUGAACCUGAAACA